Molecule: messenger RNA, 2847 nt
Organism: Heterostelium album PN500
Lineage: Eukaryota; Evosea; Eumycetozoa; Acytosteliales; Acytosteliaceae
Exons: 4
Coding region: 1-2847 (948 amino acids)
Biological process (GO): phospholipid translocation
Cellular component (GO): plasma membrane
Molecular function (GO): ATPase-coupled intramembrane lipid carrier activity; ATP binding; magnesium ion binding
Source: RefSeq, a predicted model, not a curated record
AUGGCAAUAGUAUUGGUAGUGGGUAUGAAUGCAGUGAAAGAAGCAUAUGAAGAUUAUAAAAGAUAUAAAUCAGAUAGAUUAAUAAAUAAUAAGAAUUGUAAAGUGAUUAGAGAUGGUAUUGAAGUUGAUGAGAAGUGGAGUAGAUUAGCAGUUGGAGAUAUCGUUGUUGUUAGAAAUAACGAAUCAUUUCCAGCGGAUUUAGUUUUGCUUUCUACGAGUGGCGAUGUCUCACCGAGUAUCUGUUUCGUAGAGACUUCCAAUUUGGAUGGCGAAUCUAAUUUGAAAUCUAAACAAGCGCUACUAGAAACCAAUCAACAGUUGCAAUCACCAACUGACUUUCUAACAUUCCAAGCUAAACUACAGAUUGAAUCACCCUCUAUCAAUUUGAAUAGUUUUCAUGGUGUAAUUAAACUGUUGUUGACAAAUGAAAAUGAACAAACAGAUGAAGAAGAGGAAGAAGUAAAAGAUAAUAAUUUAAAUUCGAUAUCUACAUUUACAACUACAUCUACAUCCACCUAUUCAUUGACAUUAGAUCAAUUGUUAAUUCGUGGAACUUGUUUAAGUAAUACCGAUCAUGUCUAUGGUGUUGUUGUCUACGGUGGACAUCAAUCGAAAUACAUGUUGAAUACACGACAUACACCCUAUAAGAGAAGUAGAUUCGAUAGCUAUGUCAAUAGGAUAUUGAUAGCGGUGUUCAUCUUUGAAUUCUUUCUUUGUUUGAUGUCAAGUCUGUUGGGAUCCACUCGCUAUGGGCGAAUAGGUGACACUUGGUAUUUGCCUUUGGGCAAUGACUCUACUCAAGAUACAUUGCAUCUAUUCUUUUCAUUUGUAGUGCUUUUCGGUGGAAUUGCACCGUUCACUAUGUUUCUAUCAUUGGAAUUCGUUCGUAUUCUUCAGUUGAUAACGAUCAAUCGUGAUAAAAAGAUGUUCCACUAUGAAUCAAACUCUUUUGCAUGUGGAAGAACAUCGAAUCUAAAUGAAGAGCUUGGUCAAGUCGAAUAUAUAUUCACCGAUAAAACAGGUACUCUAACAAGGAAUCAAAUGCAAGUCAAAAAGAAUAUGAUCAACAAUGUCGUAUAUCAAUCUAGAUUCUAUAAUAGCUAUCAUAAUGGUGAUAAUAAAAAUCUUAAACAGUCAAUAAAAGAUAAUGGCAACAACAAUAAUAAAGAUAAAAGCAAAGAAGAGAUAGAACUAUAUGAAGAGGAAGAAGAAGAAUACUUAGGAAUUACCAUGAGUAAACUUGGUAGCUCAUCAGAUAUUGAGAAUGAAAUGAGGAGUAGUAAUAGUAGCAACAGUAGUAAUAACAUUAAUAUUAAAGAAGAAAUCGAUAUGAAUGAUCCAGAUACAUUUGAAUUCUUUUUAGCCCUAUCAAUAUGUCAUUCUGCAAUUCCAGAAUCAAUUGAUGAAAAUGGAAACAUUAAAUACUCAUCUUCUUCGCCAGAUGAGUUAGCACUUGUAAAAGAAUCAUCUAAUAUGGGUAUUAAAUUUCAUACUAGAACUACCAAUUAUUUAAGAAUCAAUGUAUUAGGCAUUGAAAGAGAAUAUAAACUAUUGAAAGUAUUGGAAUUCGAUAGUGAUAGAAAGAGAAUGUCUGUAAUCGUUACGCAUUACGACUCUGACGAUAUCAUUAUGUAUUGUAAAGGUGCGGAUUCAGUUAUUCUACCUAGAUUGCUUGAUUAUGGCGACGCUAAUAAUAUAGUAGAUCUGAUAUCAAGCUAUAAGGAACAUCUUCAUAGAUUCUCAUGUGAAGGAUUGAGAACUCUUUGUGUUACAAAGAAGAUAAUUCCACGCGAUGAAUAUGAACCUUGGUCGUUGAAGAUGAACGCUGCCAACCUGUUGUUGAACGGUCGUAAUGAAAGAGUUGGGGAACUUUCAUCAGAGAUUGAACACGGUUGGAGUAUGUUGGGUAUCGUCGGGAUUGAAGAUCGACUGCAGGACAGAGUACCAGAGACCAUUGCCAGACUCUCGGAUGCAGACAUCAGGAUAUGGAUGAUAACCGGUGACAAACAAGAGACUGCAAUCAACAUUGGCAUAUCAUGUUGUCUCUUGGAUCCAGAAGAAGAUAACUAUCUAAUAUUAAACGAAACAAACAUACUAGAAUUACAAAUGAAAUUGGAACUUAAUUUAAAACAACAAUUGGAAAACAUUCCACAAGUUAAUAACAAUAAUUCUAAUAAUAUAAGAUCAAUAAUAAUUGAUGGAAAUACACUGUCUCUAUUAAUUGGUAAUAAGAAUUUAGAAGAUUCAUUCUAUAAACUGGCAAACAAUGUAAAGAGUGUAGUUUGUUGUAGAUUUACACCGUUUCAAAAGAGUGAGGUGGUUCGUAUCGUCAAGGAGAGAACCAGUGGCAUUACAUUGGCAAUUGGUGAUGGCGCCAACGAUGUUUCGAUGAUACAGAGAUCACAUGUCGGUGUAGGUAUCAGUGGAUUCGAAGGUCGUCAAGCGGUGCUCGCCAGUGACUUUGCAAUAGCACAAUUCCACUAUCUAGAGAGAUUGGUACUGGUUCACGGAAGAUGGAACUACAAGAGAAUAGCUACUCUACUAUGCUAUACAUUUUGGAAGAGUAUUAUAAUCUCGCUGAUUGAACUCUGGUUUAAUAUUUUCACUGGAUUCUCUGGCUCCAAUAUUGUCGAUGAUAUCAACACACUACUUCUCGGUGUAGUAUAUGCAUCCGUACCGGUAAUUAUCUACGGUGCAUCAGAUAAAGAUAUCGAUUCCGUGAAUAUCCAAAACUAUCCUUCUUUAUAUAAAGAAACACAAAGUAGUAAGAAUGUAAGAAUCAAAAAUGUUUCUACUACACCAAUUUUUGAUAAUUUAAUUAACAUUUAUUAUAAACUUAAAGUUUAA